Molecule: messenger RNA, 1848 nt
Organism: Knipowitschia caucasica
Lineage: Eukaryota; Metazoa; Chordata; Actinopteri; Gobiiformes; Gobiidae
Source: the annotation of a GenBank genome assembly
AUGCAUCAGAGCAUUCCUUCCAAAGCCGCCAAGGACACACACCGACCCGCUGCUCCCCUCACUGUAGUGUCCUCUCAAUUUCUCUCGGCAGGCGUCAUGGAAGAGGCGAACAAGCUAAUUGGCCUGGGCAAGAAGCACCUGGUAAUGGGGCAGGUGGUGGAGGCGGUGAACUCCCUCCAGGAGGCCUGCGGCAUGCUUGCAAAGAAAUAUGGUGACACGGCAGAUGAAUGUGGUGAGGCCAUGUACUGGUGUGGUAAAGCGCUCUUGGACUUGGCUCGGAUGGAAAAUUCAGUCCUUGGGAAUGCGCUGGAAGGAGUUCCCGAGGAGGAAGAGGAAAAAUUGAAAGACUCUAAUGUGGAAAUGGAAAGCACAGAAAGUCUUGAUGAAAAGGCCAGAGAUGAGUUGCGUGUUCAGGUCUAUGAUGCCAUGGCAGAAAAACCAGAAGAUGCGGAAAAGAAUGACUCGACACCUGAGAAAUCAGAUGACGUCAAAGAGAAAACUGACAGCACUUCAGAAGUGACCAAAAAUAAUCCCACAGAAAAGGAAGAGGACUGCACCACUACAGAGAAACAAGAGCCUCAAAGUGCUCCUGCAGAAGGGGAAGUUGAAAACAAAACAAAAUCUCCGGCCAAGGAGGACUCGAGCAAGGAGGCCAAGGAGGACUCGAGCAAGGAGGCCAAGGCCAAGGAGGACUCGAGCAAGGAGGCCAAGGAGGACUCGAGCAAGGAGGCCAAGGAGGACUCGAGCAAGGAGGCCAAGGAGGACUCGAGCAAGGAGGCCAAGGAGGACUCGAGCAAGGAGGCCAAGGAGGACUCGAGCAAGGAGGCCAAGGAGGACUCGAGCAAGGAGGACUCGAGCAAGGAGGACUCGAGCAAGGAGGACUCGAGCAAGGAGGCCUCUCAGGAAAAGGCAACUGAUGGUGAUUGCAAAGAUGAUGCAUCAGCAGAGGCUGAAACUGAGGGGACAAAAGCAAAUGAAGCUGGAGAAGACGAUGUUGAGGAGGAAGGUGAGGCUGAUUCUGAUGAGGAAAUGGAUGAUGGGGAAGCAGAUGAUAAAGCUGAAGGGGAGGACACUGCUGAAAAGGGAAGUGACGAUGAAGAGGAGGUUGGAAACUUGCAAUUGGCUUGGGAGAUGUUAGAAGUUGCUAAAGUCAUCUAUAAAAGAAAAGAUACAAAAGAUGAUCAGCUCAUGGCUGCACAGGCUCACUUGAAACUUGGAGAGGUUGCUGCGGAAUCAGGAAAUUAUACCCAAGCAAUUGAAGAUUUCAAAGAGUGUCUGACUCUCCAGCUAAAACACCUGGAGUCAGACAGCAGACUUCUGGCUGAAACUCACUAUCAGCUGGGACUGACCUACAACUUGAACUCUCAGUACAAAGAGUCCAUUGAAGAGCUUGGCAGCUCGCUCUCUGUCAUUAAGAGCAGGCUUGGAAAAUUACAAGACCUAAUUGAUAAAGCGGAGGGCCCUGAUUCUCUGGCCGACGAGCGAAAGGAAAUGGAGGAGCUCAAAGCACUGCUCCCUGAGAUCCAAGAGAAGGUGGAAGACUCUUCGGACGGUCUAAAGAAUGCUAAUAAAGAUGCAAAGGGUGUCUUGGAUAAGGAGUCUACUUCAGAAACGGGUGAAAAGCUGACUUCUACCAAGGCUAAUGAAGCAUGUGAACAAGCCACAGCAUCAGACAUUUCUCACUUAGUGAGGAAAAAGAGAAAACCAGAAGAAAGUCCAGUGAAAGAGGUGAAGAAAGUAAAGCCAGAUGAUGCCCAAACAAACUGUACCAAGGAGACAAAGUCCAAUGGCCAUAGUAGUGACCACACUAAUGGCCAGAGUGCUGGCAUGGAGGUGGAGAGUAACUGA